Messenger RNA from Carassius gibelio (silver crucian carp), 6640 nucleotides. RefSeq names its product patatin-like phospholipase domain-containing protein 6. The transcript is spliced from 34 exons. Lineage: Eukaryota; Metazoa; Chordata; Actinopteri; Cypriniformes; Cyprinidae. Gene Ontology annotation, molecular function: phosphatidylcholine lysophospholipase A1 activity. Gene Ontology annotation, cellular component: endoplasmic reticulum. The record is from RefSeq and is a predicted model, not a curated record. Bases 115 to 4170 code for a protein of 1351 amino acids. Gene Ontology annotation, biological process: phosphatidylcholine metabolic process.
CUACACAGAGCUCUGAGCGGAUGUUUCCGGUUAUGACCGUUUUUUGACAGUUCAGGACAGACCGUCACUGUGUCAGUGGCUGUCAUAGAUGGCCCAGCUGUGUGUUGAGGUAGAAUGGGACAGAGCACAUCAGGCCCAGAGUCUGCAGAAGCUCCACAGCUGGACGGAUUUGGAAACAUCAAGAGUUUGUUGGAGGAUCAGCUGCAGACCAGCAUGGUGGUGGGAAUUGUAAUCGGCGCUGGAGUAGCCAUCGUGCUUAUCGCUGUCCUGAUAUUUUUUGUCCUGCGCAGGAUGCACCUCCGCAAACGUGAAGCUCAGGAAGCCCCGAAAUAUCGUUUUCGUAAAAGAGACAAAGUCUGGUUUUAUGGGAGGAAGAUAAUCAGGAAGGUGUCUCAGUCCACCUCUUCACUAGUGGGCUCCGCUUCAUCCUCCAGGCCCCGCCUCAAAAAGAAACAGAAGAUGCUAAAUAUUGCCAAAAAGAUCCUGCGCUUUAAGAAAGAAGUGCCCUCUCUGCAGAUGAAGGAACCUCCUCCGUCAGUGCUGGAGGCAGAUCUCACAGAGUUCGACGUGGCCAAUUCUCAUCUGCCAUCUGAGGUGCUCUACAUGCUGAAGAACGUGCGUGUGUUGGGUCACUUCGAGAAGCCGCUGUUCCUGGAGCUGUGUAAGCACAUGGUGUUUCUGCAGUUCCAGCAGGGUGAAUACGUCUUCAGACCCGGUCAGCCUGAUAGCAGCAUAUAUGUGGUACAGGAUGGCAAGCUGGAGUUGUGUCUUACUGGACAGGAUGGAAAGGAUGGAGUGGUCAAAGAGGUUUACCCUGGAGACAGUGUUCACAGUCUACUGAGCAUCCUUGAUGUCAUCACAGGUCACCAGAGACCAUAUAAGACUGUUUCAGCGAGAGCGGCAGAAGUGUCCACUGUCCUCAGACUACCUGUCGAUGCCUUUCUGUCCAUCUUUGAGAAAUACCCAGAGAGCCUUGUGCGGGUGGUUCAGAUCAUCAUGGUCCGUCUUCAGAGGGUGACCGUUCUGGCCCUUCACAACUACCUGGGGCUCACCAAUGAACUCUUCAGCCAUGUGAAUGAACAGAGAGCUACACUCCAUGACACGCAGGCUCGUCCCUCUCCUGCCUCCCCUCAUCCAACACGCUCCAGUCCCAUACGACACAGCAAACGCUUUGGCAGUCUCACUGUUCCUGAUAAACAUCGUGAGGCUGCCGUCCAAAAUGCUACUGGUGGGGAUCUUGGGAAGGAUGGUGGCACAACAUUGACCCUCAGUAGGACUAUAUCUAUGCCUGUAGACAUCGCUGGAAUUCAGAAGGGUCUACGUUCAGAUUUCGACAUGGCUUAUGAGAGAGGCCGUAUCUCUGUAUCUGCUGAGGAUGGAGCGCCCCCUCCACCUGCUUUCACACGAGAGCAGCGGGAGAGGAAGGUGAUGGUGGAUGAGGCUCCUUCAAGUGUGUAUUUGUAUCCUGAGGACGAGUCCGGAGUGGAGAACAUUUUUAGCCCAUUUCAAGGACGACCUAAUGCCACAGUGUUCGACGAGGCCCAGAAAGAGAUUCUCAAACUCAUGAAGAUUGAGGACCCUGCACUGCUGAAUGGGAGGGUGACGUUUCAUCAUGUUAAAGCUGGAUCUGUGUUAGCCAGACAGGGAGACCAGGAUGUGAGUCUGCAUUUUGUCCUGUCUGGCUGUCUUCAUGUCUAUCAGAAGAUGAUUGACAAGCAGGACGCAGUGUGUUUGUUUGUGACCCAGUCGGGUGAGAUGGUAGGUCAGCUGGCUGUACUCACAGGAGAGCCGCUCAUCUUUACCAUUAAAGCGGAGCGUGACUGUACCUACCUCAAGAUCUCCAAAUCUGACUUCUAUGAGAUCAUGCGUGAGCAGCCAAGUGUAGUUCUCAGUGCAGCUCACACCGUGGCUAUCCGCAUGUCCCCGUUUGUACGGCAGAUGGAUUUCGCCAUUGACUGGAUGGCUGUUGAAGCCGGACGGGCCCUGUACAGGCAAGAUGAUCAGUCCGACUGUACCUAUAUUGUGCUGAAUGGACGACUGCGUUCGGUCAUCCGAAAAGCGAAUGGGAAGAAGGAGCUGGUUGGAGAGUAUGGACGGGGAGACCUCAUUGGAGUUGUGGAGGCUUUGACUCGACAGCCUCGUGCCACCACAGUCCAUGCAGUCAGAGACACUGAGCUGGUGAAGCUUCCAGAAGGAACGCUCAACAAUAUUAAGAGAAGAUACCCACAGGUGGUGACACGCUUGAUUCAUCUGCUGGGGCAGAAGAUUUUGGGGAACCUUCAACAACCCCGUGGACCUUUUUCAAGCUCUGCCUUGGGUCUGCCAAGCAUGGCGUCGAGUCCUGAUGUCACUAACCCAGCCAGUAAUCUCUCCACUGUGGCCGUGCUUCCUGUUUGUGAUGAGGUGCCAAUCAGUGCCUUCAAUUUGGAGCUCAGCCACGCCCUCAGUGCCAUAGGACCAACUCUGCUGCUAACCAGUGACAUCAUCAGAGAGAGACUUGGCGCUUCUGCAUUGGACAGUAUUCAUGAGUACAGGUUAUCAGGUUGGUUGGCUCAGCAGGAAGACAUUAAUCGUAUAGUGCUGUAUCAGACGGACAGCAGUAUGACCCCAUGGACUCAACGCUGCAUCCGUCAAGCAGACUGCAUUCUCAUUGUGGGGCUCGGAGACCAGGAACCUGCACUUGGAGAGUUGGAGCAGAUGUUAGAGAACACAGCGGUACGAGCCCUGAAGCAGUUAGCCCUGCUGCAUCGUGAGGACGGGCCGGGACCGUCGAGAACCGUUGAAUGGCUAAACAUGCGCAGCUGGUGCUCUGGACACCUUCACCUAAAGUGCCCCCGUAGAGUUUUCUCAAGAAGAAGCCCCUCCAAACUGCGAGAGGUAUAUGAAAAGGUUUUUGAGAAGACUGCAGACAGACACAGUGAUUUCUCACGGCUGGCCAGAGUACUAACAGGAAACAGCAUCGCCCUCGUACUCGGUGGAGGCGGAGCCAGGGGCUGCUCUCAUGUUGGUGUAAUCAAAGCCAUGGAGGAAGCAGGAAUUCCCAUUGACAUAGUGGGAGGGACUUCCAUUGGCUCAUUCAUUGGUGCUCUGUAUGCAGAGGAGAGAAGUGCUGUUCGGGUCAAGCAGAGGGCGAGAGAGUGGUCAAAGGCAAUGAACUCUGUGUUCAAAACGGUAUUGGACCUUACUUAUCCAAUCACGUCCAUGUUCUCUGGCUCUGCUUUCAACACCAGCGUCUCCAACGUCUUUGAGGACAAACAGAUCGAGGACUUGUGGCUGCCUUACUUUAAUGUGACCACAGACAUCACAGCUUCUGCUAUGCGUGUUCAUAAAGAUGGCUGUGUUUGGCGCUAUGUUAGAGCCAGUGCCUCCUAUACCCCUUAUCUGCCUCCUCUCUGCGACCCCAAGGACGGCCACCUCCUCGUGGAUGGUUGCUAUGUUAACAAUGUCCCAGCGGACAUAGCUCGUAAUAUGGGCACAAAAACAGUCAUCGCCAUUGAUGUGGGCAGCCAGGAUGAGACUGAUCUCUGUAACUACGGUGACAGUCUUUCUGGCUGGUGGCUGCUAUGGAAACGAAUCAACCCGUGGGCAGAGAAAGUGAAGGUUCCUGACAUGGCUGAAAUCCAGUCCCGUUUGGCCUAUGUAUCUUGUGUACGGCAACUGGAACUUGUCAAGAAGAGCGCAUACUGCGAAUAUAUUCGGCCACCCAUCGACCGCUUUAAGACCAUGGACUUUGGGAAAUUUGAUGAAAUCUAUGAUGUGGGUUAUCAACAUGGUAAAUUAGUGUUUACUGAGUGGGCUCGUGGGGACAUUAUUAAAAAUGUUCUGAAAGACCAUCGCUCUGCGGAUUACAAUGACAGCAAGAAGACUGAUUCAUGCACAUGUCCUAGUGCAGACUUCACUGAUCUAGCUGAAAUUGUGUCCAGGAUUGAGCCGGUGCAGAGCUACUUAGCUGAUGCAGAGGAGUCUGACUAUGCGACAGAGUAUGAGGAGGAUGGGAUGGACAUAGUGAGAGAGGCGGAGGGUGAGGAAGAGGAGGAGGAGGAGGCUGAAGACCCUGAGGACCAGUCUCCUGGAGAAUGGGGACCAAAUGGGAUCUUCACAUCAGAUGAAGAGAAGACAGUCCGUCAGAGGAAGAACAUCACCAGGGAACCCAACAUGGACUUCUCUUAAAGGGAGUAAUGCAGAAUCAAAGGGCACUGAAAAGAGAAGCAGAGUCCCAACAGGGCCUGAAGAAUACAAAGACAAAUACAGAAGAAACGACUUCUUAAUUAAUACGAUUGUUGGAAAGUCACCAAAGAUACUGUGAUUUAGACCCCAUUAACACAUUACCCACAAUUUGUCACCAAAACUGUGACUCAGUUACGCCUUUGGGAUUUUGUCACUCACGACUCUACAACAACAGGGUCCAGGGACUGUGGGGGCCCAGCAAGGCAGAGGAACCACUCCUUGAAAUACUUUGCCUCUGAAAUUAGGGGCUCUACAUCUUUUGAGAUGUUUGGGCAGUUUCAUGGGAAAUAAUGUCUACAGUAGUGGCCAGCAUACCACUAUCCCUAAGUUCUGAUUUUCCUGUCUGUUUUCAGACGAUACCAGUUCAUACUAGAGAUAGUGUGUGAUGUGACUGACAUGUGAUUUUAAUUUAAUUUAAUUAAUUUGUGGGUGUGUGUGGGUGUGUGUGUGUGUGUACGGCCACAACCUAAACAUGCAUUGGCAACUUCUUCCAUAAAGUACCUUCUAGACUGAAAAUGGCUUCCCAGGAUGUAUUGUUGAAGGUCUGAAGCUGAGAAAAGACUGUGUAGGUUAAGAAAGACUUUAAAAGGAAGAGAUGCUACUUCAUAGGGUCCUAUCAUUUCAAAGGUUUGAUUGUGAUUUGAUGGUAUUUGAUGUAAGGUUGCAAUGCUUGCACAUUAUUAGAAAAAAUAACAUCAGGUUUUCAGCAAAAAAUUUUUACUGAUAUCUAAUAUUAUUUUAAAGAGGGAUAACAGUUGAAAGAUAUGUGGGUGGUCAAAUGUGGUGUAAAUUAUAAGGGAAGAUUUUGAUGGGAUUGGAAAAUUCUGUACAGAUGAAUUGACUGCUGAGAUGGAAAUGUGGAAAUAUGGAUACAUUCGAAGGGAAUGAAAUGAUGAAAAGAUGAAAAAAUGAAAGAAUGAUAAAAACAAAUCUAGGGAGGUAGAGUGAGGUAGGUAAAAAAAAUGAAGUAGGGUUUGAUAAGAACAAAAAGAGUGAGGUAGUAAUAAUGAUAUGUAAUGAGGAACCGAGUGUGAGCAUGGAAGAAAGAGAGGACGUGUGUGUGGAAAAGAACCAGGAAGUGAGUGGGGUAGAGAGUGAGGAAGUGAUCGCUGUAGUGAGUAAGAAAUAUUAUUGCGGGAAUGAGUGAGAAAGUGUUUGUGGUAGAGUGCAAGGAAGUGAUUGAGGUAAUGAGCAAGAAAAUGAUUGCAGGAGUGAGAGAGAAAGUGGUCGUGGUAGAGAGCAAGGAAGUGAGAGCUGUAGGGAGGAAGUGUGUCAUGGGUGUGAGUGAGAAAGUGGGUGCGUUAAAGAGAGAUAGGAAGUGAAGAGUAGAAGAGUGAGAAAGUGAAUGUGGUAAAGAGUGAGCAAGUGAUUGAGAGGAAGUGAGCAGAAGAGUGAGAAAGUGAAUGCAGUAAAGAGAGGAAGUAAGAGCGAGGAAGUGAGAGUGGAAGAGUAAGAAAGUGAAUGCGAGGAAGUGAGAGUAGAAGAGUGAGAAAGUGAAUGCGGUAGUGAGUGAGGAAAUGAUUGUGUGAGUGAGCGAGUGAGAAAGUGGUCAUGGUAGAGAAUGAGUGGGUCGUGGGUGUGAGUGAGGAAGUGAGUGCUAUAAAGAGUCAGGAAGUGGAUACGGUAGAGCAAGAACAGUAAAGAGUGUGAGGAAGUGAAGAGCGGUAGUGAGGGAGGAAGUGAUGGCAGCAGAGAGUGAAAAAUGAGUGAGGAAACGAAUGCAUAAGGAGGGGAGCAUUUCAUUUAGGGGUUUCUAUAAUGCCAAAAUACUUCAUGUGGAAUUGGAUGCAUGUUUGUCUUUUGCCUGUGUGUGUGUGUGUGUGUGAGUGUGUGUGUUUUCAGCUUUUCAGAAAUGCAGAACUACUUGUGUUUCAGGUAGAGGUGGAUUCCUUUUUUCAUAAAAAAAAAAAAAAAAAAAAAAAGUUAUAUUGCUGAAUGAGUGCCAGGGACACAGUGUCCAGUACUGGAGAAGAUCUUACAAAGCCAAAUGUCAUCCUUCCUAUAUUUACCAACCUAGUGUCCAUAAUCAAUGUAUAUUAUCUCACUGAGAUGUACAUGUUCCUCAGUCCUUGAUGCUUUUGCUUUGUUUCAGUCUUUAAUGCUGAGACGGUUUGUUUUUUAAUAUAAUAAGAUCUGAAAAGAUUGCCAACUACUAUUUAAUUUAUUUAUUUUACAACUAGCUUUUUUAAAAUAGCUUUUAAAAAACUUUAGAUUGUAAACAAUAACAGUAAGCAGUUUCUUAUUUUGCUUGUUUAGCAUUUUUGCACCGAUGAUAAUGAAGACAAAAUUAUUUUGAAAUACUUUACUAUAUCUAAUAUGAGAAAUAGCUGAGGUACAGAUGGGUCGGUGUGCGACUGUUUGAAACCUCCGAAAUAAAUGCUGAAUAAUGAAUAAUAAAAACCUAUUUAAUGCA